GUUCAGCUCAUUUCACCGUUCACCGACGCCGCGUGACGCUUCAACACGGGCAGCGCGCGCCGAACGCGAGGAAGCUCUCGCGCUCUCUCACGCGCAAAAAAACGAAUGCAUACUGAUGAAUUUGAAUUGACCGUGUCAGAUCGGACCUGAGCGUUUUAAUCGAUGUCGGAGUUUUAUCUCGGGAUAUAAGCCGAAUCACCAUCCUCCUCAGCGGAAAGGAAAGACCUCAUCAAAGAGGCAAAUUAUGCCAGCAGUACCAGAGUCCCUGUCUCUGGUGACGUGCCAGCCUGUUGGUGAGACCCUCCGCUCCAGCGCCCACCCUUGUGCCCUCUCCCCUGGCAGGCCCAUGCUGGUGGACGCCCUGCUCAGGCCCACGCCCGCACCAUGAGCGCCAACGGCUCUGCUCCGCCUGCUGCGACUCCUGCCGUGCCCCCUGCAGCCUCCGUGCCUGUAUCGUCAGUGGUACCGGUCGGCUCGCUGGCCCAGAAGAAGCGGCAGCAGUAUGCCAAGAGCAAAAAACAGGGCAGUUCGGCCAACACGCGGCCUCAGAGAGCUCUCUUCUGCCUCAACCUCAACAACCCCAUCCGCCGGGCCUGUAUCAGCCUCGUGGAAUGGAAGCCAUUUGAUGUCUUUAUAUUGAUAGCGAUUUUCGCCAACUGCAUGGCCUUAGCUGUAUACAUCCCCUUUCCCGAGGAUGAUUCCAACUCAACCAACCACGACCUGGAAACAGUCGAAUAUGCCUUCCUUAUCAUUUUCACUAUCGAAACCUUCCUGAAGAUCAUAGCGUACGGCUUGGUGAUGCAUCAGAACGCGUAUGUGCGAAACGGAUGGAACAUGCUGGAUUUCGUCAUUGUCGUCAUAGGAUUGUUUAGUGUUGUCUUGGAAAUUCUGACCAAAGAUGGGGAGAAGGAAUCUGUUGGAAGCCACCCGUCCGCUCACGGCCAUGGUGGGAAAUCAGGAGGUUUUGAUGUCAAAGCCCUCAGAGCCUUUCGAGUGCUGCGACCGCUUCGCCUGGUCUCAGGAGUGCCCAGUUUACAGGUGGUGCUGAACUCCAUCAUUAAAGCCAUGGUUCCCCUCCUCCACAUCGCUCUGCUGGUUCUGUUUGUCAUCAUCAUCUACGCCAUCAUCGGUUUGGAGCUUUUCAUUGGAAAAAUGCACGCUACCUGUUACUUUCAAGGGACAGAUAUAAUAGAGGAUGAACCCGCUCCGUGUGCCGUUAACGGUCAUGGCCGCACAUGCCCCAUUAACGGCACUGUGUGUAAGGAGGGCUGGCAUGGCCCCAACGGAGGCAUCACGAACUUCGACAACUUCAUGUUUGCCAUGCUUACUGUGUUCCAGUGCAUCACUAUGGAGGGCUGGACGGAUGUGCUCUACUGGAUGAAUGAAGCUAUGGGGUUGGAGCUGCCCUGGGUGUACUUUGUGAGCUUGGUCAUCUUCGGCUCUUUCUUCGUCUUGAACCUGGUUCUGGGUGUGUUGAGCGGGGAGUUCUCUAAAGAGCGAGAGAAGGCGAAGGCUCGUGGAGAUUUCCAGAAGCUACGGGAGAAACAGCAGCUGGAGGAAGAUCUGAAAGGUUAUCUGGACUGGAUCACGCAAGCCGAAGACAUCGACCCUGAGAAUGAGGAGGAAGAUGAGGAAAGCAAACGCAACCGGGUUACACUGGCCAGCCUGAUGGAGAAGAAGAAGAAAGGCUUUAGCUGGUUCAGCCAGUCCUCUGACACUCAUGCGAGUAUGCCGGCAAGUGAGACAGAAUCCAUGAAUACAGAAAUUGAGAAAGAAGAUGAGAAGGCAACAUGUUGUGGCCCAACAUGUCAAAAAAUUUCUAAAUCAAAAUUCAGUCGGCGCUGGCGUCGCUGGAACCGGUUGUGUCGGAGGAAUUGUCGUUUGGCUGUGAAAUCUGUGCCGUUCUAUUGGCUGGUGAUCAUCCUGGUGUUCCUCAACACUUUGACCAUCUCUUCAGAACAUUACAACCAGCCCUUGUGGCUCACGCAAGUCCAGGAUGUGGCCAAUAAAGUGCUGCUGGCCCUGUUCACGUGCGAGAUGUUGGUGAAGAUGUACAGUCUGGGCCUGCAGGCUUAUUUUGUGUCUUUGUUUAAUCGCUUUGACUGCUUCGUGGUGUGUGGAGGCAUCACAGAGACCAUCCUAGUCGAGUUUGAGAUCAUGUCACCUCUAGGCAUCUCAGUGUUUCGAUGUGUGCGACUUCUCAGGAUCUUUAAAGUCACACGUCACUGGGCGUCUCUCAGUAACUUGGUGGCAUCUCUGCUGAACUCCAUGAAGUCCAUCGCUUCUCUACUGCUGCUGCUCUUCCUCUUCAUCAUCAUCUUCAGCCUCCUCGGUAUGCAGGUGUUCGGCGGCAAGUUUAACUUCGAUGAGACACAAACGAAGAGGAGCACCUUUGACAACUUCCCUCAGGCCUUGCUCACUGUGUUUCAGAUUCUUACUGGUGAAGACUGGAAUGCCGUCAUGUACGAUGGAAUUAUGGCAUAUGGCGGCCCAUCAUCGUCAGGAAUGAUUGUGUGCAUCUACUUUAUCAUUCUGUUCAUUUGUGGAAACUACAUUCUUCUGAAUGUGUUCUUGGCUAUUGCUGUGGACAACCUUGCCGACGCAGAGUCUCUGAACACAGACAGCGGCGAUAAGAAGAAAGGUGAUGAAAACGAGGAAAAUGAAGAAGAUGCCAAGGCUGGAGAGGAGGAUGAGAAGGACAAUGCAGAGGAGGAUGAAGAUGAGCCGGACGUUCCUGCGGGGCCCCGCCCACAGAUCUCAGAGCUCAUUAAGAAGGAGAAAAUCACGCCAAUCCCAGAGGGCAGUGCGUUCUUCAUCUUUAGCAACACAAACCCAAUUCGUGUCGCGUGCCACAAGCUGAUAAACCACCACAUCUUCACCAAUCUCAUCCUCGUUUUCAUUAUGUUAAGCUCCGCCUCCUUGGCAGCUGAGGACCCAAUCAGAAACUUCUCUGCCCGGAAUAUUAUACUUGGUUACUUUGACUAUGCUUUCACGGCUAUCUUUACUGUAGAGAUCGUGUUAAAGAUGACCACGUAUGGUGCGUUUCUCCACAAGGGGGCUUUCUGCAGGAACUACUUUAAUCUUCUCGAUCUGCUGGUGGUUGGCGUGUCGCUGGUGUCCUUCGGAAUUCAAUCAUCAGCCAUCUCAGUGGUGAAGAUUCUGAGGGUUCUGAGGGUGCUGCGUCCACUCAGGGCCAUAAACAGAGCUAAAGGACUGAAGCAUGUGGUCCAGUGUGUGUUUGUGGCCAUCAGAACUAUUGGAAACAUCAUGAUUGUCACCACACUGUUACAGUUCAUGUUUGCCUGCAUUGGUGUACAGCUCUUCAAGGGGAAGUUUUAUCGUUGUAAUGAUGCAAUCAAGUCCAGCCCAGAGGAGUGCAAGGGAAUAUAUAUCCUGUAUAAGGAAGGUGACGUGAACCAGCCAAUCAUUCAGAAGCGCCAUUGGCACAACAGCGAUUUCAACUUUGAUAACGUGCUCAUGGCCAUGAUGGCUCUAUUCACAGUGUCCACGUUUGAAGGCUGGCCAGCGUUGUUGUACAAGGCCAUAGACUCCAACCGGGAGAACUUGGGUCCGAUCUACAACUACCGUGUGGAGAUUUCCAUCUUCUUCAUCAUCUACAUUAUCAUCAUCGCCUUCUUUAUGAUGAACAUCUUCGUGGGUUUCGUCAUCGUGACCUUUCAGGAACAGGGAGAGAAAGAGUACAAGAACUGUGAGCUGGACAAGAACCAGCGUCAGUGUGUGGAGUAUGCGUUAAAAGCACGUCCUCUCAGGAGGUACAUCCCAAAGAACCCGUAUCAGUAUAAGUUUUGGUAUGUGGUGAACUCCACCGGCUUCGAGUACAUCAUGUUUGUCCUGAUCUUACUCAACACCAUCUGUCUCGCCGUUCAGCACUACGGUCAGUCCGAGCUGUUCAAUUAUGUUAUGGACAUCCUGAAUAUGGGCUUCACUGCCGUCUUUACUGUGGAGAUGGUACUCAAACUGAUCGCCUUCAAACCCCGGCAUUAUUUCACUGAUGCAUGGAACACGUUUGACGCCUUAAUUGUUGUCGGUAGCGUCGUAGAUAUUGCUAUCACUGAAGUCAACGUAAGUACAACCGUAUUCGCCUUUCCAAGUUUAGAAGCCUUGCAAGAAAAACAUGUCUGGUGCCCAACACAAAUUAUAUCCACAAGAAGUCAUCAUCUUGAUGAAUUUAAGAGGAUUUGGUCAGAGUAUGAUCCAGAGGCCAAAGGCAGAAUAAAACAUCUUGAUGUAGUGACGUUGUUGCGCCGUAUUCAGCCUCCUCUUGGCUUUGGGAAGCUCUGUCCUCAUAGAGUCGCCUGCAAGAGGCUGGUGGCUAUGAACAUGCCUCUGAACAGUGAUGGCACUGUCAUGUUUAAUGCUACACUUUUUGCUCUUGUGAGAACUGCACUGAAGAUCAAAACGGAAGGUAACCUAGAGCAGGCGAAUGAAGAGCUCCGAGCCGUGAUUAAGAAGAUCUGGAAGAGAACAAGCAUGAAACUUCUGGAUCAAGUGGUGCCCCCUGCUGGUGAUGAUGAGGUAACGGUGGGGAAGUUCUAUGCCACUUUCCUGAUACAGGACUACUUUAGGAAAUUCAAGAAACGCAAAGAGGAAGGCCUGGUGGGCGUUCACCCAGCACAGAACAACACCGCUAUCGCCCUGCAGGCUGGCCUUCGUACGCUGCAUGACAUUGGGCCAGAAAUCCGCCGUGCGAUAUCAUGUGACCUGCAGGAUGAUGAGCUAGUAGACUUUAUACCAGAGGAGGACGAAGAAAUUUAUAGGCGAAAUGGAGGACUCUUUGGCAACCACAUCAACCACAUAAAUGGAGACCCCCGGAGGAGCUCCGGCCACCAGACAAAUGCCACACAGCGCCCCCUGCAGGUGCAGCCACCUCCACAUUAUGCCCACAUGGAACAGCCCAUGGGGCGCCUGGGCCGCGCCAAUGCCAUGGCGCAGCAAAACCAUCAUCGCCACCACCACCACCAUCAUCACCAUCAUCAUCAUCACAACUCCUACAACAAGUCGCCCAAGUCUACCAACAUCAACCUCAACAACGCCAAUGUGUCCAGCUUACCCAACGGAGGACACAAUCGUUACUAUGAGCACAUGCCCGCUAACGGUUACCCGGGAUCGUACUACGGAGAAUACGACAAGCCCAGGAGCCCUCACGGACAAAGAAGGCGCUACUAUGAGACGUAUAUUAGGUCGCAGGGCAGCGACAGAAGACGACCCACUAUACGCCGCGAAGAGGAGUAUGAAGAAGAUCGUUACUCUGGAGAGUACUACAGCGGAGAGGAGUUUUACGAAGAUGACAGCAUGCUGUCGGGUGACAGGUGCCCCAACAGUGACCAGGAAUACGAGACGCCACGGGGUUACCAUCAUCCUGACAGUUACUAUGAGGAUGACGAGCAGCCCCUUUAUCAUGAUUCAUGUAGGUCACCAAAGAGAAGACUGCUUCCUCCAACACCGCAAGGUAAUCGGAGACCAUCGUUUAAUUUUGAGUGUCUGCGCAGACAGAGUAGUCAAGAUGAUCUUCCUCACCAGCACACCGCUCUUCCAUUACAUCUCAUGCAACACCAGGUGAUGGCGGUAGCAGGCCUAGACUCCAGCAGGGCUCACAGGCUUUCACCUACUCGAUCUACCAGAUCAUGGGCGUCACCUCCUCCCACUCCUGCAAGUCAAGACCGAACGCCGUACUACACGCCGCUUAUCCGCGUGGACCGUCCUCUGAGGGACAGCGCCCACAGCAGCCACUCAUCCAUCAGGAAGAGCUCGUGGUAUACAGACGACCCUGAGUACCAGAGGAACUACUCGCCCGUUCACCUGCAGGUGCCACCCGAGUACAGAAACCAGUACCACCAGAAGAGAGGCAGCGCUACCAGCCUGGUCGAGGCGGUCUUGAUAUCAGAAGGACUGGGUCGCUAUGCCAAGGAUCCGAAGUUCGUGGCUGCCACGAAGCACGAGAUCGCGGAUGCCUGCGAGAUGACCAUUGACGAAAUGGAGAGCGCCGCCAGCCAUCUCCUGAACGGCGGCAUUACGCCAGGAGUCAAUGGCGUCAAUGUCUUUCCCAUAAUGGGCCCCAGAGACUACGAGAUGCAGGAUGUCUCGGCUAGCUACAGCGACGAGGAACCAGAACUCGAACCCAAACCGCGGUACGAGGAGGACCUGGCAGACGAAAUGAUAUGCAUUACCACUUUAUAGCACCUGGUUACUGCUGUUCCUCAGAAACUGAUCAGUGAAACAAACAAAUCUAAAGUAGAUUUACUGGCUUACUACCUAAAGAAGUGCCUUCACAGCAAAGCAGAAAGGCACCACAAGAACGGACGCAUCGGUGCCGCUCGCUCACUUCCGGUUCACGCAGGAACUUGGUAGUCACGGCACCGGGGAGGAGCUAAUUCAAACUCUGAAGGUGAACUUUAAUUGGCUGCUUGUACCGUCACUGCAGGAAAUGGACCAAUGAGCAGCGGGGGGCGGGGGUGGGGGGGCAGGCUGUUUCCACGGUGAUGACAAUCAAAACGAGUGUCAUUACCUCAGUCACUUUAUUAAGGGUUUUGCAUAUCAAGCACGUUGCAAGCUCAAUGCAAGCUAAGUACGGCAUAUCCCUCAACAAAGGCUUUAGUUUUGACUCGCUCCGUACGACUAUUUUAGUACCGUUUAAGAUCAAGUGCAUAUUUUAGAGAACAAACGCUAAUUCUACAGCACUGGUUUACAAUAAGGAUAUCAUGCAGGUUUGUGGAUUUGGAGAGGAUUUCAGCAUUUGUGUUGAAUGCACUAGCAGACAGGUUAUUUUUUAAAUUUAGGAUAGCCUGUUUGAUAUUUCAUAAUAUGCUGUAAAUGACUUGUAAUAUAUAAAGCAUAAGAAAACUUUGUAAAGAGACAUUAUAUUUUGUAAUUAUGUACUGUACAAAAAAGAAAAUCAGCAAUAUUAAUCCUAAUUGAUGUUAUUGCAUUACAAAAAAGACUAAAUUUGGUGUUAUUUUAAUAGGUACUGUACUUUAUUAUUAAAUUCUUUGCCUUUAUUCUUUUCUCAUAUGCAUUCUUAUUCGUUUGUGAAAAGUAUAGAACAAAAAAGCCAAUUUUCUAUGAGGUUAUGUCUGUGACACACCCGCACAAGAUAUGCAAGUUGUUUUCUCAGUGUCCGUUUCAUAAGCGUAACCGACAUAGUGUUCCUUUAAAAUCUACGGCAUGCAGUAUGGGGCACGAGCGCCGACCCCCUUCAUGAGGACUUUAGUAGGGCUUACAGAAUCGUGUCUUAAUCGUGCUUUUGUUUGUGUAGAUUGGACGAGUCUGUCGAAUAGGACUUCCCGUUUUAACGGUUCGUGUUUCGUUGCAUAUUUUGUGCCGGGGAGGUGCACAGGAAGGUGCAAUGGUAAAUGCUUUGUGCAUUAACAAUGCUGCUUAAUUAGUCUGCAAUUAAACUGUACGACCCACACCAGGAACAUGCUGCCACUUGGAAAAGCCUGCUGCCACUGGCUGAUCUAGGAAUAGCGCACUACAGCAAGGGUUUCGGAUUAACGAAUUAUUUCUACAUUCUAUUAAUGUAUUUAGGUGUGCUUUGAAUACUGAAAUCUUCCUUUAGUUAGUUAAUGAUGUUGAUUACGAUGAAAAAUGUGAUGACGGGGGAGUUUUGGGUUGCUUGAAGUGCAUGUUCGCAUCAUGAAUCCUUAACGGAACAGUUCAGGCAAAAACGGAAAUUCUGUCUUUAUUCACUGACUGUCAAAUCGAGUUUUCUCCAGAAGGGAAAUUUAUUUUUAAUGAUAACUGUUUGUUAAUGUUUUGUUGAAGCCAUCCAUUCAUAUUAUUUAAAAUUUUGUAUUGAAAAACUACGUUACCCUUGAUCCUAUACA
Sinocyclocheilus grahami is the source of this 7844-nucleotide messenger RNA. RefSeq names its product voltage-dependent L-type calcium channel subunit alpha-1D-like. The coding region runs from base 385 to 6198 and encodes 1937 amino acids. Gene Ontology annotation, biological process: calcium ion import across plasma membrane. Gene Ontology annotation, cellular component: membrane; voltage-gated calcium channel complex. Gene Ontology annotation, molecular function: high voltage-gated calcium channel activity. The transcript is spliced from 44 exons. The record is from RefSeq and is a predicted model, not a curated record. Lineage: Eukaryota; Metazoa; Chordata; Actinopteri; Cypriniformes; Cyprinidae.